AUUGUCUCUCUGUAAAGUAUUAGGGCGUGUUUGGUUAAGCAGAAAAUAUUUUUUAGGGAAAAUUAUUUCCAGGGAAAAUUAUAUUUCCCCCACCUUUUCUAUUGUUUGGUAGGAAGACAAUUAUUUUUCUAACUUUUUUAUUAUUAAGAUUUCAAAAUUAAUAUUUAAAAAUAUGUUUUGAAGAUAAUUUUAAUGUUUUUUUAACAAAAUGAGGGCGGGCGGUGUAAGGAAGAGAAUGUAUCUGCUCCGAGUUAGUUUUUGAGAAUAGAGGACACAAGUUGAGGACUUGAGGGUAUAUUUUGAUAACAUCCUCUCUACGUUGUAUAUGCAAGUACAAGGCAUAAAAGAAUUACCUAUACGAUUCUUCCUCCGUCAGCCGCAAAGUCGCAAACAGCAGAAAGGAGACGCGAGACGAGGCGACCUCCAUCACCCCCGCUCUCCAAGCCGCCCUUGGUCCGGACGUACGCCGCAGCAUCGCAGAGUCGCUUGCCAGACGCCGCUCCCCCAACCUUUACUGACCUCUGAACGCCUGAGUCGGUCUGACCCGGAUGCCAUAGGUGAGGACAUUCAUGAUGAUGUCAAGAUCUAGUCUACAUGAUUUCAUACCAUCAAGCUCAAGCCGAUUAAUCAUGUGUUCCAAGAUUGUUACCCCGUAGUAUAAAGGACUAGGAAGAAUUUACUCUAAUGUGCUCCCUCAAGUGUAGACAGUGGCGAGAUUCGAACAUGUGAUCUUUAGGUUGUCCAGGUAGAGAAUUAAUUAUCUCUGCGUCUGUUAUUGCCAAGAAGAGGGAACACAGAGUAUUAAAUAAGAUGAACCACAGGACUGCCAUUUUGUUAUAAACUCAGAUUUGUUUAUAUAUUUAAAGCACCAUUUUUUUGUGUGAAAAUAAUGAAACAAAUGUUGAAUUAAUGAAUAGCAGUAUGAGUG
Messenger RNA from Cuscuta campestris, 928 nucleotides. NCBI's taxonomy places the organism in Eukaryota, Viridiplantae, Streptophyta, Magnoliopsida, Solanales, Convolvulaceae. The record is from the annotation of a GenBank genome assembly.